This is a messenger RNA of Serendipita indica DSM 11827, 342 nucleotides long. The record is from the annotation of a GenBank genome assembly. NCBI's taxonomy places the organism in Eukaryota, Fungi, Basidiomycota, Agaricomycetes, Sebacinales, Serendipitaceae.
AUGUCGCAAACGGAUAAAGACGCUGGUGUGCCGCUCGAGGUCAAACCUCAUCCUCCACCCAUCAAACGGACUUCGUCGCCUACAACCAUGUCCCAUCCAGCCUUCGCCGCUGCAUAUAUCAAUGCUCCUCCACAGCAAUAUGCUCAAUAUGUGUCCUCUCCGACAUACACUGCGACAACCUAUCCAACAACGUCCGAGCAUUGGCAGCGUUCACCUCAACAAUACGCCAACAUGCCCACAAAUCAAUAUUAUACCACCUCACUCCAAAUGGGUCCGCCAGAGAUUGCAAACGGCGCAUAUGUAGCGCAAUACAGUCAAUGGAUGCCUCCACCAUCAAUUUAG